AUGGAGUUUAUAGAGAUGGUGGUGGUAGUGAUGGUGAUGGUGAUGGCAAUGGCAAUGAUGGUUUGUGGAGGAGGUGGGGGUGGUAGUGAUGGUGAUGGUGGUGGCGGUGGCAGUGAUGGUGUUGAUAUGGUAGUGGCUGUGGUGGUGGUGACAGUGGGGCUACUAAUGGGGGUGGUAGUGGUGGUGGAGAUGGGGGUAAGGGUGGUGGCCGUGGUGGUGACAAUGUGGGUGAUGGUGGUGGUGGUGUUGGGGGGUGGCGGCGAUGGUUGUGGUGGUGGUGACGGUGGCGAUGACGAUGACUGUCGUGGUAGUGGCGGCGAGGACGUCAAUGAUGAUAGUCAUGAUAAGAUGGUAGUAAUAGAAGUGGUGAAAUCAUAUCUUGAGAAUAAAAAUAAUAUAUCUAUCAAAAUCUUUGGAGGGAAGCAAAGAUUUGUCAUGGCCUAA
Prunus armeniaca (apricot) is the source of this 444-nucleotide messenger RNA. The record is from the annotation of a GenBank genome assembly. NCBI's taxonomy places the organism in Eukaryota, Viridiplantae, Streptophyta, Magnoliopsida, Rosales, Rosaceae.